UGCGCGGGCUCGCUUUUGGGCAUCGGCGGGAGCGGGAGGCACCGCCACUCGAGUGCGCAGGCGCCUGGCGGUUACCGGUCUCGCCAUGGAGCGGAAAGGUGAGCGGUGAAGCGGCCUUCGCCACGAGGGGCAACGGCUGCCGGGGCGAGGCCCGGAUCACCGGCGGGAGCUUGGCCUAACCGCCGCAGUCGGGUAUCCGGGCGUGUGGCGCCCCUCCACUGAGGUGGCGCCGCCCCUCCACCCCCGCCUCUGGGCUGCUGGUCCGCGCCCCUCUGCCCGGGCGUCCUUCCACGCCAGCAGCCCUCGCCCGUUGUUCCCCACCAGGCUGGCCCGCGUCUUGGGGCCACUGCAGAGCCCCGCUGUCCGCGGGCGAGGCAGAUAUCCGGCCGCCGGCCCCCUGACCUGGCGCGAGGCCCCGCCGGCACACCCUGCCUGGGUGUUUCUUUGCGCCCCGUGGGUCUCCAGUCCCCUGGCCGGCCGUCUUGUUGAAGCCGCGGCGCUUGCCGCCGAGCCGCCCCGUAGGCAGACCCCGCACCCGGGCCUCGCGCCGCAGCUCGGUCUCCACCCUCACCUUGGUCGCCUCCUUUCCUCCACAUUCGCCCUUCAUCCAUCCCUCUCUCCUGCAGUGCUUGCGCUCCAGGCCCGAAAGAAAAGGACCAAGGCCAAGAAGGACAAAGCCCAAAGGAAAUCUGAAACUCAGCACCGAGGCUCUGCUCCCCACUCUGAGAGUGAUCCACCAGAACAGGAAGAAGAGAUUCUGGGAUCUGAUGAUGAUGAGCAAGAAGAUCCCAAUGAUUAUUGUAAAGGAGGUUAUCAUCUUGUGAAAAUCGGAGAUCUAUUCAAUGGGAGAUAUCAUGUGAUCCGAAAGUUGGGCUGGGGACACUUUUCAACAGUGUGGUUAUCAUGGGAUAUUCAGGGGAAGAAGUUUGUAGCCAUGAAAGUAGUUAAAAGUGCUGAACAUUAUACUGAAACAGCACUGGAUGAAAUCCGGUUGCUGAAAUCAGUUCGCAAUUCAGACCCUAAUGAUCCAAAUAGAGAAAUGGUUGUUCAAUUACUAGAUGACUUUAAAAUAUCAGGAGUUAAUGGAACACAUAUCUGCAUGGUGUUUGAAGUUUUGGGGCAUCAUCUGCUGAAGUGGAUCAUCAAGUCCAAUUAUCAAGGACUUCCACUGCCUUGUGUCAAAAAAAUCAUUCAGCAAGUGUUACAGGGUCUGGAUUACUUACACAGCAAGUGCCGGAUCAUCCACACUGACAUUAAACCAGAAAACAUCUUGUUGUCAGUGAAUGAGCAGUACAUCCGGAGGCUGGCUGCCGAAGCAACGGAAUGGCAGCGGUCUGGAGCUCCUCCACCUUCGGGGUCAGCAGUCAGUACUGCGCCCCAGCCUAAACCAGCUGACAAAAUGUCAAAGAAUAAGAAGAAGAAAUUGAAGAAGAAGCAGAAGCGCCAGGCAGAAUUACUAGAGAAGCGAAUGCAGGAAAUUGAGGAAAUGGAGAAAGAGUCGGGCCCUGGGCAAAAAAGACCAAACAAGCAAGAAGAAUCAGAGAGUCCUGUUGAAAGACCCUUGAAAGAGAACCCACCUAAUAAAAUGACCCAAGAAAAACUUGAAGAGUCAAGUACCGUUGACCAGGAUCAAACACUUACGGAACGUGGUGUAGAGGGUGGUGCAGCAGAAAUUAAUUGCAAUGGAGUAAUUGAAAUCGUUAAUUAUACUGAGAACAGUAAUAAAGAAACAUUGAGGCUUAAAGAGGAUCUACAUAAUGCUAAUGACUGUGAUGUCCAAAAUUUGAAGCAGGAAACUAGUUUCCUAACCUCCCAAAAUGGAGACGACAGCACAUCUCAAGAAACAGACUCUUGUACACCCGUAACAUCUGAGGUGUCAGAUACCAUGGUGUGCCAGUCUUCAUCAAAAGUAGACCAGUCAUUCAGUGAACGGGACAUGAGUCAACUUCAGGAAAGCAUUCGGGCAGAGAUACCCUGUGAAGACGAACAAGACCAAGAACAUAAUGGACCACUGGACAACAAAGGAAAAUCCACUGCUGGAAAUUUUCUUGUUAAUCCCCUUGAUCCAAAAAAUGCAGAGAAGCUCCAAGUGAAGAUUGCUGAUCUUGGAAAUGCGUGUUGGGUGCAUAAACACUUCACUGAAGAUAUUCAGACACGGCAGUACCGCUCCUUGGAAGUUCUGAUAGGAUCUGGCUACAGUACUCCCGCUGACAUCUGGAGCACAGCGUGCAUGGCCUUUGAACUGGCCACAGGUGACUAUUUGUUUGAACCUCAUUCGGGGGAAGAGUACACUCGAGAUGAAGAUCACAUUGCAUUGAUCAUAGAACUUCUGGGGAAGGUGCCUCGCAAGCUCAUUGUGGCAGGAAAAUACUCCAAGGAGUUUUUCACCAAAAAAGGUGACCUGAAACACAUCACGAAGCUGAAACCCUGGGGCCUUUUUGAGGUUCUAGUGGAGAAGUAUGAGUGGUCUCAGGAAGAGGCAGCUGGCUUCACGGAUUUCUUACUGCCCAUGUUGGAGCUGAUCCCAGAGAAAAGAGCCACUGCCGCCGAAUGUCUCCGCCACCCUUGGCUCAACUCCUAAGCCCCAGCCCAGGACUGCAGCAGAGAUCACGGGCUGGCCCUUCAGCCCUUCGCCCCACCCCUCCAAGCAUUUCCCUCUUCCCUUUUCAGGGUGAAGCUCUUCCCUCAAGGGUUUCUAGGGGUUUUUUGUUUCUGUUUUUUAAUCCAGCAUGUUCAUUUGGGUUUGCUUACUUGACCCUGUGGAGAUUCCCCCACAGCCAUUGGGCAUCCUAGGUGACUUUGGCCCUGAUUGGGCUUUGCCAAAGACAGUGGACUAAAAUGUGGAACAGCCUCUCGCCCUGUACCCUUGUCUUUCCAUUAGGACAUCCUUUAAAUUAUAAGCAGCCUUUUUAAAAAGAGCUUUGAGGAUGUAUGAGCUCAUCCUUUAAUUCACUGACUCUAAGAGUCUAAUUUUCUAGUGCAUAUCCUGCUGCCAGCAUAAGGAUGAGAAGGGGGAAGGGGUUACUUCUCUGUACAGCAGAGACAUUAAACGUGCUAUAUCCGGGCUGCAUCAUCUUCCUGGAUUGUUGCUGUUCUCUAUGUUCACAUUUUUUUCCUGCGACUUUUUAAGCUACUGUCUUUUAAAUGAGCUGUAUAAACACCAAAUUUGGGUACCAUUUUGUCACUGUUCAAAACACUCAUGUUUUUUUCAUCCUUUAAUAACUCUAAGAGCCUUGGAACUUCAGUCUGAUUUUUUAUGGAAACUGAAACAAAACCAUUGACUAGUAAUUUCUUCAGAACCUCAGAUAUUCUGCAAACAGUCCUUUCCCAUGUGUCUCCUGUUACCCUAACAGUGAGUUAUUUUGAUUGGCUCUUUGGGGUUUUUGUGUGUGUGUGUGUUAAUCCCUGGCAGGCACUCGACUCAUUUCACUUGUGUUUAUUGCCCCAAACUGAAGAAUUCCAGCUGACUCUAGAAAGGAGAUCUGGACCUCAGAGAUUUCCCAUCUAAGGAGAAAAUGUCCUGGAGUUCGUAUUUUUUUCCCAAGCAGUCCCCAAACUUUUGUUUACAGCUUUUACUUUGUCUUGUACAAAAUUUAGCUUUGAAGCAGUUUCCCUCUGUUGCUUUGCCUUUUGGGUUUUCUGAGGCUUCUGAUCCUAAGUGAAAUCCCAGGAUAAAAGAAUCAAGGGGGAGGGAUGGGAUGGCACUUUUUUCUUCCAUUAUUUCAGGGGGGUGGGAGGGGCGUAUUCGUUUUUAGGUUUUGGGUUGGUUGGUUUAAGAUUAGCCAUUCUCUGCUGCUAUUUCCUUGUAUAAUGUAAGUUUUUAACUGCAACUUUGAAAUAAUUGAGAUGUACUUGAGGCUUUUUCUUUUCUUUUUUUAAUGAGAAAAGUCUUUAUGAUCUUUAUCUUAGAAUGAGUCUCUCUCAGACUUCCCCUAGACUACAGAUUCCUUGGGUCAGAUUGAAAAGCAGAAGGGGCAUGACAGAGGUCGCAGCCGCUUGCUCAGCUGGGGCCAAGUGGGCCUUGGGAAAUACAGCGUUCUCCAGGGGCGGCUACAGGGCUCUGAAUCACAGAAGGCCAAGGAGGUGCCCCGUGAAGCUCUCCUGCAAAGCUACCAAUGAGACUUUGGUGUAGCCAACUUUCUAUACAGGAAUUAGAAUGUAGGUUCUGUCAUUUAUCUACCAACGGUGGCAAAGGAAAAAGUGAUACAAUUAUGCAAUCCAUUAAACUCAAACGCAUUACCCUGAGUAACUGUGGCCAGCCAUUCAUCAGAUCCUUGAUUGGGUAGUCCUGAAAUCAGAUAUGUUUCUAUAGAAAGAAUUUUAAGUGAGGCUAUCUAUGCAUCUAUCAAGAAUAAAGAGAAUAAAAAGAUUGCAUCGGACAACGGCAGGGAAAAUCCUUCAGCAAUUCUAGUCCACUUUGGGUUUUCAGCGACACACACACACACCCCGCCCCCUCCCCCCGCCCCCAAAGCAAUAGCAGGCUAGAACUAAAUUCUUUCCUACACUGUAAAAUCACAAUUGUGGAAUAACAGGAAUUCUGGGGAUGAUAUUAAGGUGAAGUAACCAAAACACAAAUGGAAGGCCCCAUUUAACAAUGGACAUGAAAAGAACUUUUAGUAGGAGAACCUGUAACUUCGUUUUGGAACUGUUUCACAUGAAAUAAGGGCUUUCCCCAUCAUUUAAGGAGCCAGAUGAACUAGAAGCUGUAGAAAGAAGCAGCUGUAGAAUUUGAUCUUCCAUGUACCCCAUGUACCUUUAUUGGAUUUAAUCAUAAUACUGUCAAAUUGCCAUGACCUCACUAAAGGAUUUCUAUUUGCUGUCAGUUAAAAAUAAAACUCUGAAUACAUUUUUAUUCUUUCUACUGG
Pteronotus mesoamericanus is the source of this 4865-nucleotide messenger RNA. It is a transcript of the gene SRPK1, whose product is annotated as SRSF protein kinase 1. Gene Ontology annotation, molecular function: protein serine/threonine kinase activity; ATP binding. The record is from RefSeq and is a predicted model, not a curated record. Gene Ontology annotation, biological process: intracellular signal transduction; peptidyl-serine phosphorylation; spliceosomal complex assembly. Lineage: Eukaryota; Metazoa; Chordata; Mammalia; Chiroptera; Mormoopidae. Gene Ontology annotation, cellular component: cytoplasm; nucleus. The transcript has 15 exons.